ACCAAGAAAAGCAGAAGGCUGCCGAAGGAGGAAACAUUAAUUAGCGAGCGUUUAGUGAUAAUCACAGCCCAAGUUAACGUAAUCGACGGCACCCGUAGAUGAUUGAAGGUGAAAGAUGUCGUUUAAAGAAGACCUACUGCUGCUGCUAAAACCCUACUAUUGGAUCAACAUUCUUAUGAGCAUUUCGUUCAUCGUCGCAAAGCGAGCACCGUUCAUCUGUGACUAUUUAUGGACUAAUCUGUUUCAACAAGAGGACCAGUGCGAGCUCGAUGGGCGCGAAACGGAAAUCCUGUUCUUUCUGCUGAUUGUGGUCAUGAUCCGGACGAGGAAAACAGGCAGUGUGACGAUGAUCAACUAUCUUACCUCCAGCUUCAUGUACACGAAAAUAGCAAAUCUGGGCCUGUGGUUUUACAACGAUAUCCGUCUCGGCAUGAUCUACUUCGUGUUUUUCAUCUUGGUUGCUCUACUCUUGCCAGAACCGACGUACACCGGACCGGAGAAUGUGCUGUACUUCCGUACCGAGAACGGAUUGCAGGAGGAGCUCGAGAAAGACAAGCGCGUUACUUGGCUGGUAACGUUCUACACGGUUUGGAAUCCUGCGUGUGUGACUUUUGCUCCUGUUUUUUCGGAACUAUCGAAUGAAUACGCCUUGUCGAACUUGAAGUUUGGAAAGCUGGACAUCGGACGGUUCCCAAAGAUUGGCGAAAAGUACCAUGUCUCCGACAGCUCCUUCAGCCGUCAAUUACCUACCGUGAUCCUGUUUCGUCAGGGUAAAGAAGUCGCUCGUCGGCCGUACGCGGACAGUAAGGGCAAACUAGUGAAGUUCUUCUUUUCUUCCGAUAACGUGAAAGCUGCCUUUGAUUUGAAUAAUCUAUACAAAGAAUGUAAAGAUAACCCCAUCAAGGCAAUCAAAUCGAUAGCCGAAAAGAAGAAGGAGUAAUGCAGCCUAACCUUGAGGGCACUGCAUUUAUACCGCAACCAACAUUUAGUAGCAUUUCAAAGGGGCAGAGCUCUGAUAGCGAUUAUCUUAUCGACAUUGCGAUCUUCAUUCGACCGUCAACAGUUAAUUAGGUUCGCUGGAGAGAGGUACACACGCGUGUAAAACACUAUUGUAAGAAUUAUUUAUCCGUCGAGUAGAUUACGCUUGAGCAUGAAGACACCUAAUCGAGUCAAGGUGUAUGGCAGCUUUAGUUGUUUUAAUUUGUUAAAAUAUCAUUUCACGUCGAUCGCACAUCCACGAACCACGCGAGUUUUAUUUGUUUUAAGUGUUGUAGCUACCGUAAACAUGAUAGUAAAAUGCGAAUAGUCAAAUAAAUCCUACCGUCGUAGUUAUUAACAAGA
Messenger RNA from Anopheles moucheti, 1341 nucleotides. RefSeq names its product thioredoxin-related transmembrane protein 2 homolog. Bases 116 to 940 code for a protein of 274 amino acids. The transcript has a single exon. NCBI's taxonomy places the organism in Eukaryota, Metazoa, Arthropoda, Insecta, Diptera, Culicidae. Gene Ontology annotation, cellular component: membrane-bounded organelle. The record is from RefSeq and is a predicted model, not a curated record. Gene Ontology annotation, molecular function: disulfide oxidoreductase activity.